Cercopithifilaria johnstoni is the source of this 948-nucleotide messenger RNA. NCBI's taxonomy places the organism in Eukaryota, Metazoa, Nematoda, Chromadorea, Rhabditida, Onchocercidae. The record is from the annotation of a GenBank genome assembly.
AUGGGUAGAGAAGAUUUGCAAAAAGUUAAACUUAAAAUUGGUAGUAUCGUUAAAAAUCAAUGGCAGAUAAUACGCCAAAUUGGACAAGGUGGCUAUGGUAUAGUUUUCCAGGUGGUUAAUAUACAAAAUCCAAUACAAUUUGCAGCAAUGAAGACUGAACCAAUUGGUAUGCUAAGCGAUGAUCAAAUACUAAAAAUGGAAGUGCAUGUUUUAAAAAAACUCAACAAAUCACAACAUGCAUGCAAAAUUUAUGCAGCUGGAAAGGGUGAAAAUUAUUACUUUUUAAUAAUGACCUUAUUAUCAAAAUCAUUAUGCGAUUUACGAAAAAAUUGUCCAAAACAGCGUUUUACGCUGUCAACAUCGGCGAAAUUAUGCAUGCAAUGUUUGGAAGGAAUUGAAGAUUUGCAUAAUGUUGGAUUUAUUCAUCGUGAUGUGAAACCAUCAAAUUUUGCUAUGGGACGUAAACCAUCAGUAAUGCGUACUGUAUUCAUGCUUGAUUUUGGCUUAGCUAGACAAUAUUGUAUAUUUGAUGAAAAAGGUAAUAUGAAAUUACGUGAACCACGUAAAACAGCACCAUUUCGUGGUACAAUACGAUAUUGCUCAUUGAAUGUUCAUCGUCGUGAUGAACAAGGACGCCAUGAUGAUUUGUGGUCACUUUUAUAUAUGACUGCUGAAAUGAUACUUGGCGCUUUACCGUGGCAUGGUAUGGAUCGAAUACAUACUGAAACUUGUAAAGCAAAUAGUGAGGAAAAACUUAUUUCCAGUUUACCGAUGGAAUUUCAUGUUUUCUUGAAGCAUCUUAAAAAGCUAAAUUACAAUCAUAAACCAGAUUAUAAUCUGAUAAAAUCAUUGCUGAAACAAAUCUUAAAAAAAGAAGGCCAUUGUUUAAUUGAUCCUUAUGAUUGGGAAUUUUACGGUCAAAGUUCAUCAAAAUUCAAACCACCGUAA